Cebus imitator (Panamanian white-faced capuchin) is the source of this 1841-nucleotide messenger RNA. Its product is annotated as C-X-C motif chemokine 6-like. Gene Ontology annotation, biological process: antimicrobial humoral immune response mediated by antimicrobial peptide; inflammatory response; cellular response to lipopolysaccharide. The transcript is spliced from 4 exons. Gene Ontology annotation, cellular component: extracellular region. The record is from RefSeq and is a predicted model, not a curated record. Bases 379 to 732 code for a protein of 117 amino acids. NCBI's taxonomy places the organism in Eukaryota, Metazoa, Chordata, Mammalia, Primates, Cebidae. Gene Ontology annotation, molecular function: chemokine activity; CXCR chemokine receptor binding.
CUGUGUCCUCAGAAAAGCUGGCAUCCCUGCCCCCUCCCUCAGGCUCGGGGGAUGAGGGCCUGAUGAAUCUCCCUCCACCGCGGGGUGUGGCUACAAUGGCCUCCUCCAAAAGGGUGCAGGCAGCUCCUCCCAGCCACCCUCCCGCAGUUCCCAUCAUCUGGCCCCUCUCCACCAGCCUCUUCUUUCCACACUGCCCCCCGAGUUCAGGGAAUUUCCCCAGCAUCCCAAAGCUUGAGUUUCCUGUCAGGCGGAAGGGAUGAGUGCAAAUAAAAGGAGUGCGGAAAGCAGGAGGAAGACACAGUGCUCCGGAUCCCCCAAUCUCUGCGCUUCCACCCAGCUCCCAAACGCGCGCCCCCUCGCAGCGCUCUCUUGACCGCUAUGAGCCUCCAGUCCAGCCGCGCGGCCCGUCUCCCCGGUCCUUCGGGCUCCUUGUGCGCGCCGCUGGCGCUGCUGCUGCUGCUGCUGCUGACGGCGCCGGGGCCCCUCGCCAGCGCUGGUCCUGUCUCUGUUGUGCUGAAAGAGCUGCGUUGCACUUGUUUACACGUUAUGCCGAGAGUAAACGCCAAAAUGAUCACUAAUCUGCAGGUGUUCCCGGCAGGUCCGCAGUGCUCCAAGGUGGAAGUGAUAGCCUCCCUAAAGGACGGGACACAAGUUUGUCUGGACCCAGACGCCCCUUUUCUAAAGAAAGUCAUCCAGAAAAUUUUGAGCAGUGGAAACAAGAAAAAUGACUGAGAGAAAGGACCAUACAUGGUAAAAAUUGCCCAGUCUUCAGUGGAGCAGUUUUCUGGGGAUCCCUGGACCCAAUGAAGACAAGAAGGAAGGGUUGGUUUUUUCCGCGGUCAAUUUUCUUUAUGGAUUCCCUACUCUGAAGAGUGUAGGGAAAGCCUAUGCUUGCUCCUGAAGUUUACUGCUCAGCUAAUGAAGUAUUCAGCAUAAUAUUUCCGUUAUUUUACCUACUAAGUUAUUGGACUCUUUGGCAAUUGACCACAAUGUGAGCAAAGAAUCACUGGUUGUUAGUUUUGCAAUGAAUAUUGAAUUGAAGAUAACUAUUGUAUUUCUAUCAUAUAUUCCUUAAAGUCUUACCAAAAAGAUUGUGGAUUUCAUAUGGCAAUAAUGUUUGAUUAGAAUGCUGCUGAGGGAGAUAUCCUGUUGUCCUCACCCACUCUACUCAUAAAAUAGGAAAUAUUCUAGUUCUGUUUCUUGGGCAAUAUGUUACUCUUUACUCUAGGAUGCUAUUUAAGUUGUAUUGUAUUAGAACGCUGGGUGUCUCAUACUGUUAUCUGUGCAGAAAUAUAUUUCCUUAUUCAGAAUUUCUAAACAUUUAAGUCCUGUUAGGACUAAUAUAUUCUCUUCCUAUAGUUUUAGACAUUUAAUGUCUUCUUAGUAUGGCAUAAUGUCAUGAUUUACUCAUUAAACUUUGAUUUUAUAUGCUAUUUAUUCACUAUAGCAUGACUAUAAUUCUGGUCACGAAAUAUACACUUAGGUAGAUCAAGAAGCUAGAAAACAGAUAAAUUCCUGAUUGCUAAUUUACAUAGAAAUGUAUCCUCUUAAUUUUUUAAAUAAAAGCAAACAACAAUGAUCUGUACUCUGAAAGUUUUGAAAAUAUAUUUGAAAAAUUUGAAUAUAAAUUCAUCAUUUAGUCUUCAAAAAACAUACAGCAUUGCUAAGAUUUUUACAUAGCUAUUGUGUAUCUUUUAAAGGUUUUGAACAUUUUGUUAUAAGAAAUUACACAAAUAUCACAUUCACUAUAUUAAAAUUGCACUUUUUAAAAACUGUGUGUCUCCUUGGUUUUUAGUACUUAUAUUGUAGUUUGGAGAAACAAUAAAAGAUUUCUAAAACAC